AUGACCCGCUACAGAUUUUCUGUGAAUAACUUAUGCCCCUCACCACAAUACUCCUGUGAGGCAGUUUGCCGACUGAAUGAAAGCAGCCAGGCUCGAGAAAGGAUGUUUCAGAGACCUUGUUACUGCGAUGAGCUCUGCCUGGAGCUUGGUGAUUGUUGCUAUGACUAUUUUCAAAGGUAAGCUAAAUUAAUUACACGCUCGCCAUCCAUCUUUAGAUUAAUCUUAAAACUGAGGACUUUUCUUUUUUGUAUUUAUUUUUUUUCAGCUAAGGAAUGAGCAAUUAAGUUAAACUUGCCCUCAGGUUCACAUGCCUUAGUAUUUUAUUGCGCCUACUUACUAGUUGGGAUAUUUUCAAAGAUACAAGUAUCCGAGGUUUUAAAGACGUGUUACAGACGGUCAUUUAUAAUAGUUAAAGCCUUAUUUGCCAUAUGGUUGCAAAAUUUUCUCCAGUAGAAUUCUUGCGUUCCUUAUCCAAGUUCAGAAAAAAUAACAGGGGAAAAAAUCCCCCUUUAUAUCCAGGCUCCCAUAUAAUUAAACGUCACUACCCAGUUUUUCUUUACAUGUGGAAAGAAGUGUACUUGCUCGAUCAAGCUCCUCUUCAAUAAAACUGGUCUUGUACGGGACACUUGUAAUAUGCAUACUUAUGAAGACGUUGAGGCCACCGCAUCAGUUAUCUAACAUUAAUUUAUCUUCCAUGUGUCAUUUUUGAUCUUCAGAUGUGUGGCUGACCUUACACCGAAGCGUCACCUUUUAAAGCAUGUCUGUGUUAAGACCAGCAAUACAGAAUUUUAUGGCUACACAAUGAUUGGCAGCUGUCCAUCAGAAAACUCUGAUAAGAGCUUGAAAACUUUAUGCACCUCAACAUCUUCACCUUUAGAGCUGCCGGUCUUCGACUUUGACGACAACAUCGUUUACAAGAAUAUUUUCUGUGCCAAAUGUAAUCGCGCCAGUAAUCCAGUUUACUGGAAGUUUUCUGCUUCCUGUAACAGGCGUUACAUCACGGCAAGCGAUAUUCCAAAAAACAGAACCUUGAUGUUGAACUUUUUAACAAAGAAUUGCGAUUGGGAAUUUACAGUUCCUCGUGCUAACAUAAACCUAAAGAAGUGUUUGUCGGUUAAGGUCCAGUGUAAAGAAUCUGAGCCAGAAAAUUCACUAUUAUCCAGUCUGUGCUCUUUUUAUGCUUUUCCCGUUUGUGAAAAUAUUCAAAGUAAAAAUCCUCAUUGUGAGAUGUGCCGCGGAAACGACAUCAGUGCGUUUUUGUGCACCUGCAAUACCAGUCUCAUCACUGCUGCUCCUCCUCCGGUGGGUGGAAUACCAUCUUUGGAUAUUUUAUUUGAUUUCUCGUCUUCCUCGGAUCAUACUGUAAAAAUAGGGGAUAAAACCACCAUUGUAAAGAAUAGGGAAUGCCGUCAUGGUUUUCUGUAUGAUCCGUUCACAGAGAAAUGUGUGAGAUUGCAAGUUGUGGAUCGCCCAGUUGCAAUCAAUGGAUCUUUUACCAAUUACAUUAGCUGCGAAGGAUCGGGCUUUGUUAAAGUUGGCAUAAGUUCCGUAACUGUUUUACCAAAUGGCUCAAUAUGGAUCCCAUUGCAUAAGAGAACAUACAACAACGGAAGUUACUUUAUUAACGGUUCCUUUGUGUUUGUUUGCGUAAACCUCACAAGGAAUUUUACAGAAACAACUACACUUAACUCUGAAGAUGAAAAGUUAACUGGAAGGCUGAUAAUGACAUAUGUGGGUUGUGCCAUAUCGAUAACUUCCUUGAUUCUCCUUCUCGGAGUCUAUAUCAUAUUUUCGGAGCUAAGAACACUGCCUGGAAAAAAUCUGAUGAGCUUGUCAGUAUCCAUGUUGUUUUAUCACACUUUAUUUUAA
This is a messenger RNA of Porites lobata, 1869 nucleotides long. The record is from the annotation of a GenBank genome assembly. Lineage: Eukaryota; Metazoa; Cnidaria; Anthozoa; Scleractinia; Poritidae.